Messenger RNA from Apis cerana (Asiatic honeybee), 947 nucleotides. It is a transcript of the gene Osi19, whose product is annotated as DUF1676 domain-containing protein Osi19. The record is from RefSeq and is a predicted model, not a curated record. Gene Ontology annotation, cellular component: membrane. NCBI's taxonomy places the organism in Eukaryota, Metazoa, Arthropoda, Insecta, Hymenoptera, Apidae.
CGGUGCCCAACCCAUUGGCAACAGUCGCCGUGCAAUCGUCCAAACCGUACUCCACCUCCCGGUAGGCUAGAACUCGAAACGGAAGCGUCCACCUAGGAAGACCAUGAAGCUGUUGGUUGUGUUGUGCUCCCUCGUGGCCCUUGCCGCGGCCCAGCCGGCGAAGAACGACCUGUGGAAGGGCAGCAGCAUGGAUCAGAUGGUCGAUCAGACGAAGAUCGAGUGCGCGCAGAAGAACGACGAGGUCUCUUGCAUGAAGUUCAAGGUCCUCAACCUCCUCGACCAGAUCUUCCGCAAGGACAGCUUCAAGGUAUCCGAAACGGUGGAGGUGACCCGGAACUCGUACCCCGUGGAAGAGGUGUCCGGCCGCAGCGAGGGCUCGUUCUUGGACAACGUGCAGACGUACUUGACCUCUCACGACGUGACCUUCAAACUGCCGAUGGACUCGUCGGUGAAGGUGAGCGCGAGGAACAUCGAGGACGAUCAGCUCACUUUCGACGUGAAGUUCGGGCAGGGUCGCGCCGUCGAGGAGGCCCGCAAGUCCAAGCUGAAGAAGGUGGUCAUCCCGAUUCUCGUGUUCGUCCUGCUCAAAGCGAUGACGCUGAUCCCGCUCGCGAUCGGUGUCCUCGGCCUGAAAGCUUGGAACGCUCUUCAGCUCUCCUUCUUCAGCUUUAUCGUCUCCGUCGGCAUGGCGAUCUUCCAGCUGUGCAAGAAAAUCGCUGCCGACAGCCACGGCGCAGCGUUGACCGCGCACGGCCCGUGGGAGUACCAAGCCCAGUACAGAUCCUUCGACGAGCAGCCGGAUUUCGCGCAGGAUCUCGCUUAUUCGGCGCACGCGCAGUCGUAAACGCGCUCCCGUAUCUCGUUCAUCGCCGCGACUUUUGUAAAAUACCUGCCUUCCUUCUCUCCUCUGUACACUUUAUUUAAUAAAUUAUUAUUGCAUAUUCAAA